Messenger RNA from Endocarpon pusillum Z07020, 2520 nucleotides. RefSeq lists its product as uncharacterized. The transcript is spliced from 5 exons. Lineage: Eukaryota; Fungi; Ascomycota; Eurotiomycetes; Verrucariales; Verrucariaceae. Bases 1 to 2520 code for a protein of 839 amino acids. The record is from RefSeq and is a predicted model, not a curated record. Gene Ontology annotation, molecular function: zinc ion binding; DNA-binding transcription factor activity, RNA polymerase II-specific. Gene Ontology annotation, cellular component: nucleus.
AUGGCGGCGAUCACUUCUGCUUCUCCCACCCCUCUCCGCUCCAUCCCAUCCGCGCCGGAAAAUCACAAUCAGAUCCACGAAAGCAUCGCGCGACCUGCGCACGCCACUGGGUUGGCCUUCGAAAUGAAUCCGCAACCUUCUUCACCACUUCGCGCUUAUCCCGACCCAAUACCCAGUGAUACGCCAAUGCCCAGCGGCCCUGAAUAUUUCACGACUCGUCGGCCGCAGCCAUUAUCACUUUCGCAGGAAGACCAGAACCUUGCCAACUCGCUUUCACAUAACAUAAGCGGGCAUCUGAGUGUAUUAUCGCCGCAAUUACCCAACGGGCAGGCGCAGAGCUUUGCUAUGGGCUCUCAAAGUGGUCUACCCCAGACACCGCAACAGCCAACUACUGGAGCAUCGAUAGCUGGCCAACAUUCUGGCACGGAUCCAAACCAAGAUCUUAGCUACGGUAUGGGUACUGAUCGCAGGAAGAGGUCAAAGGUUUCCCGAGCUUGUGACGAGUGUAGGCGCAAGAAGGUGCGAUGUGAUUCCACAGCUUCUGACAGCAACGUGGUUGAAACAUGCUCCAAUUGCCGGCGCCUCAAAUUGACUUGCCAAUUCGAACGGGCACCUAUGAAAAGAGGUCCAAGCAAAGGAUACAUCAAGGAGCUUGCCGAACGUGUUCAACAGGUCGAGUCACAGAUGGGUCUACCAGUAGGCUAUCGUCCGUCAAUUGAUGCAGGUUCGCCCUCCGAUCCUUAUGCCGAGCAAUCGUACUCCCCCACAGAGGUCAUGUCGAGCAGUAGGAAACGGACGUUCUCUCAAUUCGAUGGUCGAAAUCCUUUCGCUCAGUCUCCACAGUCUACUCGGGACAAGAUGACAAGUCUUAGCGGAUACAGCAUCAACCAGGCGCCACAAAGCGAACGAGCCAGCUUUGCAAUCGCUCCAGAUCAGCAGCUUACGGAUGUCUCACCGACAGCUGACGCGCCACCUAUCGAUCUAACCAAGCCCUUCUGGGCCCAAGACACAGAAACUGAGCAUCCAAGGACCAAGGAAACGCAGGUUGCAAAGAUAUCUGCUGGCAAUGUAUGGGAAUUCGAUUCACUCUUCAGCGCCUAUGUCGACCUCAUACACAACGACAUUUCAAUCUUGCCGAGAUCUUUUGAGACUGUGCAGGGUCACAUCAGUAAAUGUUCACGGGAGCUCGCUUCUGCUUUCACGUAUGUGCUAGCCGUGGCAUGUGGUUCUACACCUCCGGAUGGGCAUUACGCUUCCGAUUCCGAGGUUGAAGACUAUGCUUGGACGAAUGCGCGGGUUCUGCCACUAAAUCGGCAUGUUUCUGAAAACAUAGUCUGGCUUUGGCUGUACACCUUCAUGGUCGUCAAUGCCAAUACUGAUGUUUGUCGUGUUUGGGGAACCAAAACGCAAUUAUCAAAGCGGACAAUGCUCAAAAUGGCAAUCGACUUGGGGCAGUAUAUGCUUGCGGCCAUCCAGCAGGAUGAGGUUGCGGAGUCGAGUGACAGUCUCGAUUCCACUCAGAAUAUUGUACAGCGAACAUGCAGUUGCAUAAGCAUCCUUGCACAACUAGACGCGAUUGGUACCGGAAUGGAAGAUCCGGUUGGCUCAAGCGACUGGCAAUGUCUUUCGUCGAGGGCUGAACUCAGAGAGAUUAUGUCGGAACCUGCUGCUUUCCUCUUCGCGCUGGCCAGUAUUCUAUCACUUCUUUCAAAUCAUACACCUCCUUCGGCGUUCUCCAAACCGGAUUCGAUCACAUCUGUCAAGACAAGAAGAGUCAUAGAAUCAGGCGUCAAUAUCAUAUUAUCUACCUUUCCACCUACGUCAGCAUCAUCAUCACUUUUUCAAGAAGCACAACUAUUUAUUUCUCUCCUUCUCGCUCGACAUACCUUCGUCAAUGAUGCGUCCGAGAUAUUAGAUCUGGCUGCUAAGCUUACCGAUAUCCUCGAUUCUGAUCCAGUCAACCCACACGGUCAUCAGCCCCCUGUCGCAAAACCUCUUGACAUUCAUCUAUACACCCUGACAGGCUUUACACUCCUAGAACUCAUCGACAGCGAAGACGUAGACCUUGUGAGGUCGUCACAAAAUGCCCUAGCCAAACUGCGGCAUGCCCUCGAGCAAGCCUCCGAGGCCGCACAUGUCCGUUUACAAAGUAGAUUUCGUGGCGGCCAGUCAGGAGAUGCCAGCCAUCUCCAUUGGGCUGACGCCCUGUUGGGAGUCAUCGAUGCCAAGCGCGAGACUGAUCAAGGCCAAAGGCUGUCUCGGAUGGGUCCAGAGGAAGCAGGUCACAGCAAUGGACCCCAUCAGGAGCAGCCGAAGAGCUCCAUCAACGGCAGUACCGAUACUGAAGGAGGCAUUCAAGUCAUAUCAGCACAUCAGCAGUAUCUCAUCAGUCGGCUGACAAAUGUGGCUGCGAUCCAAAACACUAUUCGAGCGAACGGUAGGAAAAUGACCGUGAUCGAUUUUUCUCUCCUGACGCGAAGGGGCUACCUUAAUGUCCUGGCCGACUUGAACGGAUUUUGA